Molecule: messenger RNA, 243 nt
Organism: Penicillium alfredii
Lineage: Eukaryota; Fungi; Ascomycota; Eurotiomycetes; Eurotiales; Aspergillaceae
Exons: 2
Coding region: 1-243 (80 amino acids)
Source: RefSeq, a predicted model, not a curated record
AUGUCUAUCCCAGAGGGUGCAUCCACAAAUCUCCGCAACAGCACUACUGCAAACUCCCUCAGCCGACGAAACCUCAGCCAAAUACCCCGGAGCAGUCGCACCAACGUGGACCGAUUCGCCCGGGCACCCUCAUCGGAAGGGCCCUACUUUGCCGGCGCGCGCAUGCAGGAGCGGUCAUCACAUCUCGUGGGGUUAUCAACGCAGCUCAGUGCAAUGGAUGAGAUCUUCAGAUCUGGAAGCUAG